UUCAGUUCCGGGCCAAUCGUUGGAAGUACUUAUGAACGCCGGUUUCAGUUCAACGCGAACUGGAUUCUCGGAUGAUUCGCGUAUCCUGCAUCCAUGGCGAUGUCUAUCUGUCGUCGCUGUAGAGCAUGCGAGCGUUCGAAUGGAAUGGUGGCCGAUUGAAUCGCUUUGUAACAGCUUCUAGGUCCCAACCAGCCAGCUAGCUCAUCCUCAGCGGCAACUGACGGCCAUCGACGGAAAGACCCGGGUGCACCGGACCUUUCUGGGGCGAACGGGUCAUCGGAUUGCGCCUGUGGGAGAGACUGGUAUGAUUAUAUGAGCAGUUUGACUGGCCCCGGUUCCCAAUGGGACACGGCGACUGCUCUCGAGUUACCAAUGAGCAUUCAAAGCGACUCGUGUGCCGUAUGUGCAUCUCGACGUCCGGUGAGAGCCAACGGGAUACGAGAUGCUGCGACAAAUCCCUUUGACAAAUCUGGGAUCGCUGUGGAUCGCGAGGACCUCGCUCGCUACGAGCGUCCC
This is a messenger RNA of Mycena citricolor, 516 nucleotides long. Lineage: Eukaryota; Fungi; Basidiomycota; Agaricomycetes; Agaricales; Mycenaceae. The record is from the annotation of a GenBank genome assembly.